GCUAUUCUGUACAAGCCAGCCUGGGUGCCGCUACAGUCGGGAGUACUGCGUGAACGUCAGAUUUCUCUCUCGUUUCCCUGCAGGUGACUCAGAAACUUCACCAUGCGUCUGGAAGAACUCAAAAGGCUCCAGAACACCCUGGAACAGGUCAAUGAUGGCAAAUACUUGCUUCAAAGCCAUCAGCUUGCCAUGGAUGAAGAAAAUAAUAUUGAAAAGUAUCACAUCAACUUACAGCCCUUGGAAUCAAAAGUGAAAAUCAUCCAGCGAGCAUGGCGUGAAUACCUGCAGCGCCAGGACCUGCACCACCAGCAGCUGGACAAGCGCAGCCCCUCGCCGCCCUCCCUGUCCUCGGACAAGAUGAGCAGGUCCAUCAGCAUGAACACCUUUUCCGACAGCAGCACACCGGACCCCCGCGAGGAUGGCAUGGAUUUAGGGAGCGACGCCGGCAGCAGCCGCUCCAGCUCCGAGUCCAACUCGAGCAAAGUGACGCCGUGCUCCGACUGCAAGUCCUCGCCGUCCCCCAGCAGCCUGGACCUGGCGGCGCUGGGCGACUCGGAGGAGGAGGAGGAGGAGGAAGAGGAGGAGGAGGAAGAGGAGGAGGAGGAGAACGGGGGCUCCCUGCCCUCCCCGCCGCCUCCCUGCCGCUCGGCCGAUGCCCUCCGCCGCUCCGCGCCCGCUCCCCGCGGCGGCUCCCCCGGCUCCUUGAAGCGCCCCCCCGCCCCCGGCGCCCCCCCCCCCCCCGGAGCCCCCCGCCCGCGGCCGCACCAGCGCCCCCCGCCGCUGCCCCCCCCCCGGCAGCAGCGGGGGGGCUCCGGGGGGGGUGCGGCGGGGCCGGGGGGGGGGCGCCGGGGGUCGCGGAGGGGCUGCGGGGGGCGAGGGGGAGCGGGGGGAGCGGGGCGCAGCCCCCCCCGGGACCCGCAGCCACCGGCCAUGGACUGGGCGGCCCUGGAGAGGCACCUGGCGGGGCUGCAGUGCCGGGAGCAGGAGCGGGGGCAGCGGGCCAGCCCCGCCUCGGCGCAGAAGAAUGAGCGCGAGUCCAUCAGGCAGAAGUUGGCGCUCGGCAGCUUCUUCGACGAUGGCCCGGGACUGUACACCAGCUGCAGCAAGAGCGGCAAGCCCAGCCUCUCCUCCCGGCUCCAAAGCGGGAUGAACCUGCAGAUCUGCUUCGUGAACGACAGCGGCAGCGACAAGGACAGCGACGCCGAUGACAGCAAGACAGAGACCAGCCUGGACACGCCUUUAUCGCCCAUGAGCAAGCAGAGCUCUUCCUACUCCGACAGAGACACGACCGAGGAGGAGUCCGAGUCCCUCGAUGAUAUGGAUUUUCUCACCAGGCAAAAGAAACUCCAAGCCGAAGCCAAAAUGGCCUUGGCUAUGGCAAAGCCCAUGGCCAAAAUGCAGGUGGAGGUGGAAAAGCAGAACAGGAAGAAAUCUCCGGUAGCCGAUCUUCUGCCACAUAUGCCUCAUAUAAGCGAAUGCCUGAUGAAGAGAAGCUUAAAACCCACUGAUUUGAGAGACAUGACUAUCGGGCAGCUACAAGUGAUAGUCAAUGAUCUCCACUCGCAGAUAGAAAGCUUGAACGAGGAGCUGGUGCAGCUGCUGCUCAUCCGGGACGAGCUGCACACGGAGCAGGACGCGAUGCUGGUCGACAUCGAGGACCUGACCAGACAUGCCGAGAGCCAGCAGAAGCACAUGGCAGAGAAAAUGCCGGCAAAGUAAGCCGAGACGCCGUCAGAGCAGAGAUGGAGCUCGCCUGUCCUUCGCUUCUGUGUCUGUACAAAUGCUGAUGUCCACGGUGGCGCACCAGAAAAUCAGUGUUAGUCAUUGGUCGUGUCCGAAGCUUUAUGUCCGGUGAUUGGCCUCUGCUUCUUAAUUUAUUUUAAUUUUUUUACUCGUGCCACUAAAUAUCAGGCAUUUUAAUAAUAUUAUUACAGAAAAUGUACAGUACUUAUAACAUUAUAAAUCAUGGAUGAGAAGAGAGGGUAGUUUAACUUUAUUUUUGUUUGCUUAGAGAUUUUAAGUUGAACAAUAUUUUACCAUUGACUACUUUUUUAUCCUUCACUGUAGUUUUAAAUAAAGAGACUGUACUUGACGGUGCUAUACAAGUCAAAAAAUACAUGCCUGCCUCGUAGUGAAGUUGUAGCUUUCAGUAAUAUGUACAUUUUAAUCAGUUUUCAACAUUUUGUGAAUGUUGACUACCUGACAUUCAUUUUUAGAUGUGCUAUUAACAUUCAGUUGGAUUCAAAGAGUUACCUUGGAAGUUUUAUGUAUAAAGAUGUAAAAUAAAAAUUUAAAAAAUUGUU
This is a messenger RNA of Cygnus olor (mute swan), 2303 nucleotides long. Its product is annotated as IQCJ-SCHIP1 readthrough transcript protein. The record is from RefSeq and is a predicted model, not a curated record. NCBI's taxonomy places the organism in Eukaryota, Metazoa, Chordata, Aves, Anseriformes, Anatidae. Gene Ontology annotation, cellular component: cell junction; plasma membrane. Gene Ontology annotation, biological process: positive regulation of hippo signaling.